This is a messenger RNA of Mesocricetus auratus (golden hamster), 2903 nucleotides long. It is a transcript of the gene Csnk2a2ip, whose product is annotated as casein kinase 2 subunit alpha' interacting protein. The record is from RefSeq and is a predicted model, not a curated record. The transcript is spliced from 4 exons. Lineage: Eukaryota; Metazoa; Chordata; Mammalia; Rodentia; Cricetidae. The coding region runs from base 677 to 2878 and encodes 733 amino acids.
AGCCUCUUGCUCACACUCCGUACCCUCAUCCACCAUCAGGGAGGGUAAGACAGGAAGGCUCCCUUGGCAUCAAGUCCAAAAGCAAUGGGGUAAUGGAGACCCUACACACAAGCAUCAUCACCAGUGAUUAAGUGAAUAUCCUGGGGGUCACUCACAGCUAUAGGGAUGAAAAGAACCAUUCAGCAGCUACAGUGUGGUGAAAGACAGCUCUUGUCUCCUAUUAUCAAGAAAUCAUACGCCACUAACAAGACACAACUCCCAGAAGCCAUCUGGAACUGCUCUUCGCUGUGUUGUGAGCUUAUUCAUAAGGACAAUUUCUAGCAGAAACUAUCCUAGGAAUAAAUUCUUCAGAAGGUUUUUUACUUCUGGAGUGUGUUUAAGUUACCAGGAUUUUUUUCCUUAAAGAGACACAGAGGAAAAAACAAAAAGCUCUUGGAAAUUAAAUGGAAGACAGAGGAUAAUCUUAAGUGGUGACAUCCCCUCCCCAAUUUCAUUUACUGUUUAAUUGUGAUACAUUCUACAACAUUUACCACUAACACAAACGUAACAAGAUAAAAAUUAGAACUACUAGGGCUUAUUUAAGUGCCCAUUGUCCAUGGAUUCUUGCCCUAAAGACUGUUAGUAAAACAUUCCUGUAAGCAAAUUUCUUCUCAAAAGAUCUCUGCUACAGCACAAGAUGGUGCCAUUGACAUAUCAUGAUCAACAGUUUGUGUGUUUAGAUAACUCCCAGCAACAAAAUACAAACAGCUCACUUGCAUAUCAAUAUACAAGUGAUGCACUAAGCCAAUUCAAUAGCCAACCUGUGACCAAAGAACAAUCUCAAAAUGCAGUCACAGUACCCUCAUCAAGCUUUAGCAAAAAGGCCCAGAGCUUCUCGACAUUACCAUCUCCAAACUCUAAAAUGACUCACAGCAGAGCUAUGAAAUCACCAUCAUUAUACUCCAAAAGUCCAGCAACACCUUCAAAAGACGCCUACUUGAAAAGUUCAUUUAAUUCCUCUUGGAAAAGCUUUGACUCAACUUUGUCUCACCAUAAACCUCAGACAACAUCUGUAUCUAGAUUUACCAAUACUUCAUCUUUGGAGCCUAGCCCAAUAUCUCUGAGAUCAAAAUUACCCCUCCCAAAGACUCAGACGUCAUCAAAUAUUGACCUUUGCUGGAAAUCACCUUUAUUGGAGUCUACUCAAAGAGUCUCAGCAUCAUCUUCAUCUUCUCUUCAUCAUCAAGAAACACCCUCCCUCAAUGUCAUCUGGACUUCACCUUCUUUGGAAUUGAGUCAAAGUGAACAUAACUCAACAGUACGUAAAUCUAAAUCACAGAAGGAUUCCUCAUUGGACUAUCUUUGGUCAUCUUUAUUGGAAUCCAAUCAAAAAGCUUUGACUUCACCACCACUCAACCACAAACCUCAAAGAAAUGACUCUCCUACAACUUCAUCUUCUCUGGAGGUCAAUAGAACAGCUCAGAAUUCACCAUCGCCUGACUGUAAACCUCUGAAGAUUCCUGUAUCAAACUCUAAUAACAAUGUUCUGAAUUUGCCAUUGUCCCAAGUAAAAUCAAGGAAAUCACCUUUAUUAUCACACCCUGUUCAUCCAUCUCAUAGUUUACCAGUGUGCCCACCAAAGCCUAAAAUAGUGCUCAGAUGUGAUUCUAGCACCCGGAGUCUCAGCUCACCUGUUUCUCACACCAGGGUCCACAGUACUACUUCACCCAAUGACAAAUACAAAGCCCGCCAAGUAUCCUCAGUUCAUCCUAAACCAAAUAUCUCAGGCCAAAGAUUAUCAAGUCCCAAGCCCAGCAUCAAGAACAAAAAUGCUUUAAUUCCAAGUUCCAAAUUCCAGAGUAAAGGUAGCUGUGAACAAAUUGUGAAGCCAGAACCGGAGAAUGAAAUCCCAUGGUCCUUAGAUUAUAGUCAUCCCUGCAUUAUUAAAGGUGGUACUGUCCCCGCUGAUGUUGUAAAUAAAAUUGUCAAUUCUAUCUCCAAGUCUACAAUCCAGAAGGACCUCUCUAGGCAAAUUCUCUUUCGAAGAAUGAGGGGAAGGCCAAAUCCUCAUCCUGGCCCCCGACUUUCAUCAAUGUAUACUGUUUGUUUAGACUGUGCUUCCUGCAUAAAAUCUCAGUGUAACCACCUUACAGGGAAGAAAGAUCCUCGAUGCGCAACACUCUUUGUCAUACCAACACCUGAGAGCAGCUCUGAUGGAAAAAUAGAUGUGAAAAUAGUUCUUAUCCUUUCUCUACCAGAGACUUCUUCUUCAUCCUGUUACCAACUUCCCAUGAAAGAUAAUCAACCUGAUGAUAAUCUAGAAGCCCUAGACGAGAAUCUUGAAGAACUAGAGAAGAUAACACAACUUUUCCCUGCAUCUGAAUCUGAUUUCAUCCAGGGGCUUAAGACAAACAAAAAGUGGUUGGCUGUAUCUUCUGAGGACAAAGAUGUAAGCCAAGAGCCCAAGGCAAUAGAUUGGUUGCUUUAUGUUAAAAACAGUAAUAACAUUCAGCCCCAAGCCCCAGUUCCAGCCCCAUCAUCAUCAUCAUCAUCAUCUUGCUCUUCCUUUUCCUCUUCAUCUUCCUCAUCUUCAUCUAGUGGCUAUCCCUCUCUACCCUCUUCACCCUCUCCACCCUCUCCUUGCAAAGACUCUACUCCACCUCAGCUCUCAAGUUAUGUCAUUGGCAAGGUAAGAAGUCACCACCGGUUACCUCCAGGGGUCUCCUGGCUUGAGUUCAUACGGGGUACAGGUUCUGAAACCACCAAAACAAGACAAUCGGCAUCACCCAAAACCAAGCGUGCGAGGACUCGCAACUCAAAAUCCAUAAAAAAGGGGAAAAGGGAACCAAACACGCUGCUCAGAUAUUUCCAAACAAAAUUCCAAAAUGAGAAAUCCUGAUUAAAUCAACUUUCUGUCUCUUUGA